CUCAUUCUCUCCAGAAUUCACUCACUUAUAAGCCAUAUUCACUUCUAUUCAUUCAGGGUAAAGCAAAACAUGGAGGCUAUGAGCAGCAUUGCCACUCUAUUGCACUCUUUCUUCUUGCUUAGCUGCUUGUUCUUCUUGGCCAACGCCAUCCCCAAAACUCACCACCAUGACUUCGUCGUUCAAUCAACUCCAGUGAAGAGGCUGUGCAAUACUCAGAACGCCAUAACGGUGAAUGGCCAAUAUCCAGGGCCAACCUUAGAGAUAAACAACGGUGAUACUCUUGUGGUGAAGGUUAUCAAUAGAGCUCGAUAUAAUGUAACCAUUCACUGGCAUGGGGUUCGGCAAAUGAGGACUGCAUGGGCUGAUGGACCUGAAUUUGUCACACAAUGCCCGAUCAGACCAGGGGAGAGUUACACGUAUCGGUUCACGGUGCAAGGGCAAGAAGGUACACUUUGGUGGCAUGCACACAGUUCUUGGCUUAGAGCCACUGUGUAUGGAGCUCUGAUUAUUCAUCCAAGGGAAGGAGAUUCCUACCCGUUCCAAAAGCCAAAGCGCGAAACGCCCUUGCUUCUUGGUGAAUGGUGGGAUGCAAACCCGAUCGACGUUGUCAGAGAAGCUACUAGAACAGGAGGAGGUCCCAACAUCUCCGAUGCAUAUACCAUAAAUGGCCAGCCUGGUGAUCUCUAUAAUUGCUCCAGUAAAGAAACUGUGAUCGUUCCAGUGGAUUCGGGUGAAACGAACCUUCUGCGAGUCGUCAACUCUGCACUAAACCAACAGCUCUUCUUUUCUAUAGCCAACCACAAGAUGACUGUUGUUGGUGCUGACGCGUCCUAUGUUAAGCCCUUCACUACCAACACACUCAUGCUCGGACCAGGUCAGACAACCGACGUGUUAAUAACAGCUGAUCAAACACCUUCUCGGUAUUACAUAGCAGCACGAGCCUACGCCAGUGCCCAAAAUGUACCUUUUGACAACACGACCACCACCGCCAUUCUUGAAUACAAAAGUGCACCUUGUCCAGCAAAAGGAACCUCCAUUAGGCCGGUCCUCCCUUCUCUACCCGCGUUUAAUGACACGGCCACAGCAACAAAAUUCUCUACCAGCUUCAGAAGCCCCAGAAAAGUUGAAGUACCAACAACUAUAGAUGAAAGCCUUUUCUUCACAGUUGGUUUAGGCGUCAAUACAUGCCCCUCAGGUGCCAACGCUAACACGUGUCAAGCUCCAAACCGGACUCGUUUCACAGCUAGUAUGAACAAUGUUUCAUUUGUACUCCCAUCAAACUUCUCUUUACUACAAGCACAUCAUCAAGGAGUUCCAGGCGUUUUCACUACUGAUUUUCCAGCAGCUCCUCCAGUGAAAUUCGAUUACACUGGUAACGUGAGCCGUUCGUUAUGGCAACCAAUACCGGGGACUAAAGUAUACAAGCUGAAGUACGGAUCAAAGGUCCAAGUAGUGAUACAAGGCACAAGUAUAUCCACAGCUGAAAACCAUCCUAUUCAUCUCCACGGAUACGACUUUUACAUACUUGCAGAGGGAUUUGGAAACUACAAUCCUAAAACUGAUACAUCCAAAUUCAAUCUGGUUGAUCCACCCCUUCGUAAUACAGUUAGUCUACCAGUCAAAGGAUGGGCUGUCAUUAGAUUUGUUGCUGACAAUCCUGGAGUUUGGCUUAUGCAUUGUCACCUGGAUGUUCACAUCACUUGGGGUUUAGCCAUGGCUUUUCUUGUCGAAAAUGGAGUUGGUGAAUUAGAAUCUCUGGAACCUCCCCCUGCAGAUUUGCCGGUGUGCUAAUAGUCAAUAUUUAAAUUCUUGCCUAUUAAAAAGGCCUAUACGGAUUUUUUUCUGGUUAUGAUUUGGUGUUUAUGUUACCUGCAUUCAGGUCUAGUUUCUUGUUUCUGAUUCAUUUUUUUAUAGAAAAAAGAAUUGAACAGGGUCAAGAAAAUGAUAUUAUUUAUACUAUUAAAGCAGAGGAACCAAGUUUCAUAGGAUUUAGAGCCAUUAUGUUUCUUGAUUGAAGGCUUCAUACAAUUGUAUACUUGUGAUUUUAUAUAUGAUAAUGUUAUAGCACUUUCUUGGGGCUGUUAUUUGA
This is a messenger RNA of Daucus carota subsp. sativus, 2089 nucleotides long. Its product is annotated as laccase-12. Gene Ontology annotation, molecular function: copper ion binding; hydroquinone:oxygen oxidoreductase activity. The record is from RefSeq and is a predicted model, not a curated record. Gene Ontology annotation, biological process: lignin catabolic process. NCBI's taxonomy places the organism in Eukaryota, Viridiplantae, Streptophyta, Magnoliopsida, Apiales, Apiaceae. Bases 70 to 1791 code for a protein of 573 amino acids. The transcript is spliced from 6 exons. Gene Ontology annotation, cellular component: apoplast.